UCGCCAUGUCUGUGUGGUGUGGGGUCGUUGCUGGAUUUGUUAACAUCCCUUGGUCAUUUUGCCAAGAUUAUUGCAUUAUCGAUUGGAUUUUUUUAGCACAGGAGAACAAUAUAAAUUCUGGUCAAAUAGUAUAGUAUUCUGGUCAAAGGUUGAUUGGGGCCUUGGCCCUUCAUUCAAAGAAGGUCUUGCUGUUUGCUAUCCGAAUCGUACGAAGUUUCAGCCAUUUCAAGUUCUAAGAGAGCAUCGUUCGAUUGGGAUGUCGCCGCCUCCGGGAGAUAGCCAGGACCAAGAGGUAGCGGUGCAUCGCCAGCUGCCCAGUAUUCCCAUUCUGCAAUGCCGCUGGGGACUCGGCGAAGGCGUUAGUCCAAUGGUGUUUAAGCCGUUGACGAUCCCUCGUCACCUGAUCCAGUCGCCGGACGGGCCGCCGCCGGAGCCCGCCCGCCGACCUCGCGGCCGCGGCCGCGCCUCUGGCCUCAGCUGUCACGACGAUCCUCUGCCGGUUCCCGGGAACCUCGCCAACGUCGGCGUCAGCAACCUGACCAUCCAGGAGCAGAUAAAUCGCGUACGGAGAGACCUGCCGAUUUACGAGCCGCCGACCAACUACAGUCAGUACAUCCUUCCGCGGCACAACUCUCAGGACGACGAUUUCUCGGAGCUGGAGCCGGAGACGGCCGCCACGCCGCCGCCGCGACUGACCGGCCAGGUAAAUCUGGAUGACGGGCAGCGCGGCGGCUGGAAUCUGGCCGACUUCCUGGAUCCCGGCGGUGUCGUGGCCGUAGAGUCUGCCCUGCUGCCGGCGGCGGCGGUAGCUGAUGGUGACACCCAAGGGCGGCCUUCACGGCUACUCGGACACCUAGGAAAUGACUCUGACGACCCAGACAUCUGUGAGGAGCGGACCAAUUCGUCCGAUAUGUCGGACGAAUGGCAGCCCCGGCGUGUCUGGCGGCCCCGACCGCCGCCUCUCGAUGAGCAGAGCUUUCCUCCUCUGCAGGGUGCCGCAGACGCUCCGGACCGCUCCUCGUCCAGGGCGGCCCGGGCAUCGGGCUGGGCGAAACCGGUGACGGCCGCUCUGGACAGCGCCACGACCAGGCCCGAGGGGCGAAACGGUAGCCAGGCUGGGAAGAGGCCGAAGUCGGCCAGUCAGUCCUCUACGGCCGCCUCGUCUGUGAGCGGUGCUGACUUUCAGUCGGCGCCCUCUGCUCCGAGCCUGGCGUCCCAUCAGGUCACGGAGGACACUGCUAGCGCCCGUAUGCACGUGACCGGCGUGACCGAUGCGAACUGGGACAAGGUGCAGGAGUACGUGCAGGCGUACGGAAGCACAUCGGACCCACAGCGCGGCCCGGGCGGCCACGGAUGGUUCUCGAUCACGCCGCCGGAGAGCGCCGAGUGGAUCGUAUCCGUGCACUCGAGCACGCAGUGGUGACAUCGC
Amphibalanus amphitrite is the source of this 1429-nucleotide messenger RNA. Its product is annotated as testis-expressed protein 9-like. The record is from RefSeq and is a predicted model, not a curated record. The coding region runs from base 257 to 1423 and encodes 388 amino acids. NCBI's taxonomy places the organism in Eukaryota, Metazoa, Arthropoda, Thecostraca, Balanomorpha, Balanidae. The transcript has 3 exons.